UUUUGACAAUUUCAGUCAACUUCAAAUAAAUACGCAUCCUCAUUCAAAACAAACAAAACACAAAUUAAUUGUUUUUAACUUGGUGUGAUUGCAAUUUAAAUUGCUGAAGUUGAAAGUAUGAUUUACAACUGUAAACAUAAAUAUUUACUUAAGGAAGGAGUAUCGAUGUCCAAAUGUUUGUUUGUUGAUAUAAUAAUUUGCUUAUUAUGCUAUUGAUAAACUCAGAUAAACUCAGCAAUAUGAUUCGCUACCAACUUUUUUUAUACACUAAUAAUAUAAAAUUAUUUAUAAUUUAAAAUUCUCACAUUUUAAUGUUUUUAAAACAGGCGAUUGAUACCAAAAUCAAACAUCUGCGUGCAACACUGCUAAAGAUAAACCUAACCUACAAUUUCAAGUUUAAAAGUUGACACAUGUUUAAAAAAAGUCACAAAACCAUCAAAGAAUUUUUUUUAAAUCUAUUUUAAUUUUCAUUGUCACCGUUACUUCACCAUUUAAUUUUAAUUUUAAUUCUACAAAGACUAAUGGAUUUUAACACAUCGAAUUUGGCAUGGAACAGAUCAUUUUCGGCACCUGAUAUUUCAAACACCGGACCGUUAUUUCGACGAGUCAUAAUUGAAGAACAGUACUUUCCACAUAACCACGGUACGAACGUAUCAUAUCACACCUCAGUCUUAUCAGGGCCACCAACACGUCAUUUUAGCUGUGAUCAAUUAUCCACACUAACAGAAAUUAUGGCUCCUGACUCACCCAUGGAUGUUGACUUGUUGGAUGUAACAGAAUCUGACAUUAUUAUAAAGACUGAAAAAGAUCCUGACUCAACACCACCAAAAGAAUCUAAGGAACCAACUAUUCUAGACUUUGUAGACUUAACAUUUCAAGGAAUGACACCAGUCCUUACAAAGAAGUUACCAAAAUCCGAGAAAUUAUCAAAAAAGUCUUCAAAAAAGAAAGAAUUACAUAAAACCAAAAAAGGUUUUUCAUUAUUUAAAUCUCUAGUGGCUGUGGUAAUCCCAGCUUUGUUAGGUGUUGCAUAUUUUCACGUCAAUAGCUAUAAUUAUCAUAUAGAAUUAGGCAACUUUCAGAAUGAGUUAGAAAGUUCAUUAGUUGGGCAAUCUGAGGCAAUAAGCAAAUUGACUGAAGCUAUGCCCAGUUUUAAAAGUGCUUUAAGUAUGCCAGAGAAGCACUUGUUAACAUUACUAGGUACUACAGGUGUUGGUAAAACACACUGUGUCAAUGUGAUUAAACGAAAAUUCAUGCCAAAGCAAAUAGUUGAGAUUGACAUCGACACGUUGGAUAUUUCAACAUAUAAAGAUUCUCUUAAUUCAUACACAAAUGCACCGCAUUUAGUCAUUUUUGACGACCUUAAGUAUAAGCAUAUUCCUAAAUUGACUGAGUUACUAAAAGUAAUUCCGGAAAACAGACGAGUGUUAGUUGUAGCUGUGUUCAAUGUGCAGGAGACUGAUGACUUCAAAUCGUUCACGAUUAAUAAUCAAUUGUAUGAUAUAAUUCCAGUAGAAUUACAACCAACUGAUUUUGUUUCACAUACAAUUAAAUUCGAAAGUUUCGGUACAGAUUUCGCACAAAUUCAUUUGGACGAAUUUUCACAAGUUUAUUCUGAAAAAAUUAAGACAAUUACCAACUGGAAAUCGCUGUUAGAGUCACACGACUUCAGGACCUUUGGUUUUAAAGGACUGUUUGAAAAGAUGAAUAUUUUAAGUAAAUAAAUGUAAAAUGUUACCCUUGAACAUGUUUGUAAUAAAUUUGCAACGAAAA
Messenger RNA from Dalotia coriaria, 1773 nucleotides. RefSeq lists its product as uncharacterized. Lineage: Eukaryota; Metazoa; Arthropoda; Insecta; Coleoptera; Staphylinidae. The transcript is spliced from 2 exons. Bases 522 to 1724 code for a protein of 400 amino acids. The record is from RefSeq and is a predicted model, not a curated record.